Messenger RNA from Arabidopsis arenosa, 3067 nucleotides. The record is from the annotation of a GenBank genome assembly. NCBI's taxonomy places the organism in Eukaryota, Viridiplantae, Streptophyta, Magnoliopsida, Brassicales, Brassicaceae.
CAGAACCAGUACAACCAUGGUCGACGGCGAAAUUGAAAUCCUUCGCGGUUACGAGCUCCGUCUCCUCCGGUGCACCGUCUCUUCAACACAAUCAGAUCCUCCUCUCGAAUCCCAGUCCGGAGUUCAUCCACACGACUCUCUUAUAAGGUCCCUUUUGUCUUCAAUCGAGGCUGGAGACUAUCUUGGAGCCCUAGCCUCCGACGCUACUAGGCUAAUAAUCGGAGAUUCCGAGUUUGAACUAGUUGAUACGGUUGAUUCCGCUGAGCGAGUUUACUCCGAGCUUCUCGACAAGGUCGAAUCGUUCGUGGUGAACGAUUCGUCAGAUGAAAUCGACAAGGCUCGCCGUGCUAUUCUGGUGAUGUGCUUAGCAAUCGCGGCUGCUUUUUGGUUCACUCGGUGCAAUUUGACCGGGUCGACAGAAGGAUCAACAAAAUGUUCGUUACCGUUUAUAGUAUCAGAAAGUAAAGAAGUAGUUGAAUGGGAGAACUGGGCUAAGAUUCAGCUCAUGUCUGUUGGUUCUGACUUGCUCGGGAAGUUUUCUAAUCUCCAGCAUUUAGUUUUUGGUAGAAUGCUGCUGUUAAAGUUGAAAGAUUUGUUGUUUGAGACAACUGCAACUGAAGCCUUUGAGUUAAGGAGUAUUUCAUGGUGGCUUGUCAGAGUUUUACUUAUCCAUCAAAAAAUUCUACACGAGCGAUCUUCAUCUUUGUUUGAGAUGUUGCAAGUUUACAUGGCCGAAGCUCUAGACCAUUUUGGAGCAUUGGAAAAAGUAAAAAGCUAUUGGGUUGCCAAGUUGCUAGAAGACGAAGCUUCAUCCAUCGCGUCAACCAUCCAUCUGGAAGCAUGUGUACUGCAAUAUAUAUAUGGAAGGAUUGAUCCUUCUCGGUUGCAGCUUGAAUCUGCUAAAGCAGCAGCAGGGCUAGAGUUCUCUGUUACCGGGGCUCUGGGAUUUCGUACUAUUCACCAAGUAGAUCCAAAGGCUCAGAUGGUAUUGGUAGCCAAUACUAGCUCAUCCAAUGGGGAUGUGAGGUUGGCCUCUGAGAAAGCUGAUGUUGGACCUUAUGAAGCUUGGUUAGGUGAAGCACCUGAAGUAUAUAUGACUCCCAAACUAGUGAACAACGAGAAGGAAGCUGGGAAAGAUUCUGUGUCCUUAAAACCAGUUGAACAGGCACUGAUUUUGGCCCAGUGCCUUCUAAUUGAAAGGGGUAGUCGGCACGAUGAGAUGCAAAGAUGGGAUAUGGCUCCAUAUAUUGAGGCAAUUGAUUCUCAAAAGUCAACACAUUUUGUUGUUGGAGCUAUUAACAAGAGCGAUCCUGGAGUAUCAAACCGGAUCCCUUUAUGCUACGCAGUCCAUCUUCCUACUAUUCCUGCUUUGAGAAAGGAAUAUGGUGAGCUUCUGGUGAGUUGUGGUUUGGUUGGGGAAGCGAUCACAAUAUUUGAGAGCCUGGAAUUGUGGGACAAUCUAAUCUACUGCUACUGCCUUCUGGGAAAGAAAUCAGCCGCUGUAGAUCUCAUCAAUGCACGGCUUCUUGAACGGCCAAAUGACCCAAGAUUAUGGUGUUCACUGGGUGAUGUUACCAUUAAUGAUUCCUGUUAUGAAAAAGCCCUGGAAGUUUCAAAUGAUAAGUCAGUUCGUGCUAAGCGGGCUCUUGCUCGCAGCGCAUACAAUCGUGGUGAUUUUGAGAAGUCGAAGAUGCUGUGGGAGGCUGCAAUGGCCUUAAAUUCUCUGUACCCAGAUGGUUGGUUUGCUCUUGGUGCUGCUGCAUUGAAGGCCAGGGAUGUUCAGAAAGCACUGGAUGCAUUCACUUUUGCUGUUCAACUUGAUCCCGACAAUGGGGAGGCUUGGAACAACAUUGCUUGUCUGCAUAUGAUAAAGAAAAAGAGCAAAGAAUCAUUUAUUGCGUUCAAAGAAGCACUUAAAUUCAAGCGAGAUAGCUGGCAGAUGUGGGAGAAUUUCAGUCAUGUGGCUAUGGAUGUGGGAAAUAUUGAUCAGGCCUUUGAAGCUAUACAACAGAUACUGAAAAUGAGCAAAAACAAGAGGAUUGAUGUUGUUUUAUUGGACCGUAUAAUGACAGAGUUAGAAAAUAGGAAUUCAGCAUGUAAGUCAUCUUCAUCGAUUGAAACCGAAGCUUCUUCAGAUGAAUCAACAGAAACAAAACCAUGUACUGCAACACCAGCUGAAACUCAACGCCACCUAGAGUUGCUUGGGAAAAUUAUUCAGCAGAUUGUCAAAACAGAGAGUACAUCUGAAAUCUGGGGAUUAUAUGCAAGAUGGAGUAGAAUCAAAGGAGAUCUUAUGGUAUGCAGUGAGGCACUGCUAAAGCAAGUGCGAUCAUAUCAGGGAUCAGAAGUGUGGAAAGACAAAGAGCGUUUCAAGAAUUUUGCAAGAGCAUCAUUGGAACUUUGUAGAGUGUACAUGGAAAUCUCAGUGUCCACAGGAAGCAAACGAGAACUGUUUAGUGCUGAGAUGCAUUUGAAGAACACAAUCAAACAAGCUACAGUGAGCUUCUUGGACACUGAAGAAUUGAAGGAACUUGAAAGUUGCCUUGAGGAGAUUGCAGACACAGAUGAUAACUUAAUGGUUCUUUUGAGGAGAUUUGGAUUAUCGCAACAUCUCCCUCUCAAACGAUCUUUCGCUUACUCUUCCGGAUCGAAAUUGCAGGUUACCAUGGCGACGGCCGAGGUUGAAAAUCUUGUAAAAACUUCGACCGAGGAGACAGAUAAGGAGGAAGAGAGGAAAUAUGAUAAAAAGGAGGAGGAGGUUUCGCUUCCUCCGCCCCCAGAGAAACCAGAGCCUGGCUAAUGUUGCGGCAACGACUGCUUCCGAUGCGAUUGGGAUGUCUAUUAUGAGAAGCUCGAAGAAUGCAAUAACAAGCUUUCUAAAGAAAUUAAAUCCAUUUUAGUGAAUGGCUUAUUUUUUUCUCGCAUUGUUACUGGAAAAACUAAACAAUUGUCUUUAAUGCUGUGCUUUGUUGAACAAACGUUUUGGAUCCCUCUAUGAACUUGAGAGCUGAUUGACUUGUGAACAGAAGAAAGUAGUGAUUAUUAUAAUUAAAUGAUAUCAUUCAAA